Maniola jurtina (meadow brown) is the source of this 1981-nucleotide messenger RNA. It is a transcript of the gene LysRS, whose product is annotated as lysine--tRNA ligase. The transcript has 8 exons. Gene Ontology annotation, cellular component: mitochondrion; aminoacyl-tRNA synthetase multienzyme complex; cytosol. The coding region runs from base 173 to 1906 and encodes 577 amino acids. The record is from RefSeq and is a predicted model, not a curated record. Gene Ontology annotation, molecular function: tRNA binding; ATP binding; lysine-tRNA ligase activity. Gene Ontology annotation, biological process: lysyl-tRNA aminoacylation. NCBI's taxonomy places the organism in Eukaryota, Metazoa, Arthropoda, Insecta, Lepidoptera, Nymphalidae.
GUCAAUAUGUCAAAUACUGUGGUUAAAAAAAUAUAUGAAUUACACAUAGCAUAACCUACAAUUCUCAAAUUUUAUAGUUUGGUUUUCACCAUACUUGAUUAUUAAACGUGCCGUGUCGUUUAGAUUUCCGGUAUCGACGUAUUUUAUUAAUCAAAAUAAAUAUUUCAGAAAAAUGAGUGAAGCGGCCAACGAGAAGUUAUCCAAGAAUGAAUUAAAACGACGAUUGAAAGCAGAACAAAAAUUGAAAGAGAAAGCAGAAAAGGUUGCACAACAACCAGUUAUAACGACUGAGAAAAAAUCUGCUAAAGCUGAAGAAGAAAUUAGCCCGAACGAAUACUACAAACUUCGUACUGCUGCAGUUGCUGCUCUUAAAAAUGGAUCAAAAGAUGACCACCCAUACCCUCAUAAGUUUACUGUCACGAUAUCGCUUGAAGAGUUCAUUGAAAAGUAUAACAACCUCAAUAGUGGAGAUGUGUUAGAAAAUGUUACCGUAUCUGUGGCUGGCCGAGUCCAUUCGAUUAGAGAGUCUGGUGCUAAACUAAUAUUCUAUGAUUUAAGAGGUGAAGGUGUAAAAAUUCAGGUGAUGGCCAAUGCUAAGAUGUACGAAUCUGAAGAAAAAUUUGUUAUCGAUACUGAUAAACUGAGACGGGGGGACAUUAUUGGCUGUGUCGGUCACCCAGGCAAGACCAAGAAGGGAGAACUCUCUAUCAUACCCACAACUGUUAAACUACUGUCCCCAUGUCUCCAUAUGUUGCCACAUCUUCAUUUUGGUCUUAAGGACAAAGAAACAAGGUUUAGAAAGAGAUAUUUAGAUCUUAUCCUGAAUGACAAGGUGAGACAAAUAUUCUACACAAGAGCGAAAAUAAUUUCCUACAUCAGACGUUUCUUUGACAACAUGGGGUUCUUGGAAAUAGAAACUCCAAUGAUGAACAUGAUCGCAGGUGGAGCUACGGCUAAACCUUUUAUCACACACCACAACGAUUUAGACAUGGACCUUUACAUGAGAAUAGCUCCCGAGCUUUAUCAUAAGAUGUUAGUAGUUGGUGGUUUGGAUCGUGUCUACGAAAUUGGGAGACAGUUUAGGAACGAAGGCAUUGAUUUGACUCAUAACCCAGAGUUUACGACUUGUGAGUUCUAUAUGGCAUAUGCUGAUUACAAUGAUGUAAUAGCAAUCACUGAAUCAUUACUUUCUGGAAUGGUUAAAAGUAUUCAUGGCACUUACAAGAUUAAAUACCACCCAGAUGGGCCUGAUGGGGAGGAGUUAGAAAUUGAUUUCACACCACCAUUUGCAAGGGUGCCCAUGAUUGCUACGCUAGAAAAGGCACUGAAUGUAAAAUUACCACCAGCUGAUCAAUUAGAUACACCUGAGGCAAAUGCUAUACUUAGUCAACUAUGUGAGAAACAUGAGGUUGAAUGCCCUCCACCAAGAACUACAGCAAGACUCUUGGAUAAACUAGUUGGGGAGUUCUUAGAAGAAAAAUGUAUUAAUCCUACUUUCAUUUUAGACCACCCACAGAUUAUGAGCCCAUUGUCUAAAUACCACAGGGAUGUUCCUGGUCUCACUGAAAGGUUCGAAUUGUUUGUCAUGAAAAAGGAAAUUUGCAAUGCAUAUACAGAAUUAAAUGACCCUGCCAUCCAGAGGGAACGUUUUGAGCAACAAGCCAAGGACCGCGCGGCUGGGGACGAUGAAACACCGCCGACAGAUGAAGCAUUUUGCACUGCUCUAGAAUAUGGGCUACCACCUACUGGUGGGUGGGGCUUGGGUGUUGAUCGCCUAACAAUGUUCUUGACUGACUCCAAUAAUAUAAAAGAGGUACUCUUGUUCCCUGCAAUGAAGCCUGAUGACCCUAACAAACAUAAGGAGGAAACGGCAAUAAAUGAAACACCAACCCAAAAUGGAGCAUAAUAGACUAUUUAUAUAAAAUUGUGAUACAAACUCUUGUUUGUUUUUUCUGUAUUACAAUAAAAGUAUUUAAAAAUU